CGUUUCCUACUAAAAAAACGCAACGCACAUAAAAAUCUGAAACGGCGCAUUAACCUGCCUCACCAGAUGUCUCAUCGAUCACAUGGUGUCGGUGUGAGCUUAACGACAGGUGUAGUGACCACUGCCCUCCACAGAGCCGCAACAACUACCUAGCACCGAAAGUGAGUGCAAGAAAUAGAUAGUGUUUAGAGGCCCCCAUAGAUAUCCAGAAACUGAUCGAAACCACCGAAAAAAUGCCUAUCCAACCAGAAGCAGAUAGGGAUGUAUCAACCCUGAACCAAACCCAGAAGCCGAAUCUAGUGAUAACCCAAAACAUGUCUAACGUUACAGCAGAAGAAGAUGAAACAAGAACAACCCAGAAGCCGAUGCCUCCGCAAGAAGAAGAAGAAGAUAGAGAUGUAUCGACCCAGAACCCGAAUCGAGUGAUAAACCAAAAGCAAAACGUGUUUGAUGGAAGGGAAGAAGAAGAUGAAACAAUAACACCCCAGAAUCCGAAUCUGGAGAUUCCGGAGGAUAUCAUCACCGACAUCCUGAAACGGCUGCCGGCCAAGUCUCUGGUUCGGUUCAGAUGCGUGUGCAAGCCAUGGGACUCUCUGCUCACAGAUCCCACCUUCAUCAAAUCUCAUCUGGAGCGAAACCGAUGCUUAUUCCAAUCCAAUCUCAAAACCAACACUCGGCUCAUUCUGGCCAGGUAUUGCGACACCCUUUUGUCUACCACCGACUCGGAAACCAAGAACGUUAUGCAAGCAGAGGAGCUCGACUUUCCUCUGGUUAAGAAUCUGCCCUAUUACGUUAAGGGUCACUGUGAUGGGUUGCUAUGUCUGGUUAUCAACGACGGCGAAGAGGGUAUGCUUGUAAUUUACAACCCUUCGAUUCAACAGUACAGGAAGCUACCCAGCCCUGCGGGGUUUCGAAGCACUAGGGAGGCGAUUGGGAUUGGUUAUGAUAAGACUAAACAAGAUUACAAGGUUGUCAGAGUGCCAUCAAACUAUUGCAGGAUGAAGGUCCCUGGUUACAAGCCUAAAGUUGAGGUCUUGGAACUCAAGUCCAAUACUUGGAGGCAAAUCCCAGAGGAGGACACACCUCCUUAUUUCGUCGAGCAUAUUUUUCAGGCUACUGAGGUGAAUGGUGGGCUGUAUUGGUUGGUUGAGGACCAUCAUACCGCUAGCUGUGUGAUUUUGAGGUUCGAUUUGGCUGAGGAGAAGUUCAGGGUGAUUGCGCCGCCUCCUGAUGAGUGUUCCAGGAGCAUAGCCUGGAUUGGACCUUUGAAGGAUUGGCUGUGCGUGGUGCACACUAGAAGGUUGAGUGAUGUGCAUGUUUGGGCUACAAAAGAUGACAUGACUUGGACAAGGAUCAUAACUACUUCCAAGUUUCCGAAGAUUCCAGGGAGAGAUCCGUUUAUGGAUUCGUUUCGGUAUAUGCCAUUGUGUUAUACUGAGAAAGGAGCUGUGCUGAUGAGUGUUAGGGGGGAGAAUUUUCUUACCUUUGAUCACAGGAACAAUGUGUUUGAACGUGUGGACAUCCGUGGCGCCAAGCAUUGGCUGCAGGAGACUCUGUAUUGCGAGAGCCUUGUUUCGCCGGGUGUUGGUGUCCACCAGACUGAGGCGGCUAGGGGUUCUGGCUCCGGUGUCAAUCUUCUUCCACGUGAUGACCAAGCAGAGGAAGAGGAUGAUGGGGAGGCCGAAAGUAGCAGCAGCGUUCUGCGGAUGAUGGCUAGUUUGAAGAGGGAGCUCGCCAACUUGUUGGCUUGUACCGUUGGCCUCAGGAAUGCACAAGGAUGAGAAGACUUGUUCUUGUCCUUACUUUUAUAUCAGUAAGGCCAGCUCUGUUUUUAUUUGCCUCUGCCUGUUGUUUGUUUUGUGGUUGUCAAUCUUUAAGGCUUUUGCUUAUAUAAGAAAGUAAAGAAACACAGACACCUACCGGCUCAAUAAUUGAGUCAACGAUGUAAUGGUCAAGUCAUCUUUCACACUAGCUAUGGACGGUUUACUUCAUUCA
This is a messenger RNA of Rosa chinensis, 1995 nucleotides long. RefSeq names its product putative F-box protein At3g16210. Bases 234 to 1781 code for a protein of 515 amino acids. The record is from RefSeq and is a predicted model, not a curated record. Lineage: Eukaryota; Viridiplantae; Streptophyta; Magnoliopsida; Rosales; Rosaceae. The transcript has a single exon. Gene Ontology annotation, molecular function: protein binding.